This is a messenger RNA of Sander lucioperca (pikeperch), 1369 nucleotides long. RefSeq lists its product as uncharacterized. The coding region runs from base 220 to 1113 and encodes 297 amino acids. The record is from RefSeq and is a predicted model, not a curated record. Lineage: Eukaryota; Metazoa; Chordata; Actinopteri; Perciformes; Percidae. The transcript is spliced from 3 exons.
AAAAAGGAGCAUUAACAACUCCACGCAGUUCCCUAUCGGUCUGACAGCGAGAAAGCAGCAGACAGUACAGCAGCUGGUCAGGGGACUGCAGCAUCACCAUCACUCUGCACAGUCAUCACAACAUCUCCAGCAGACAGAAACUGGACCGCAUCUCUCUGAGCCACGCGUUCCACAGAAAACUACAACCUCCAUCUUUGAUCUGAUCCUGAAAACAAGAAGAUGGGUGAUGCACAGAGCAGAAUGGAGAGGGAGAAGGCAGAACUGGAUGAUUUCAGGAAGCAAAUCAAAGACAGUCCAGAUCUGAGAGUCAACAAGACCAUUGUGAUGUUCACUGGUGUUUCGUCUUCAGACAAUCUGAGACAACACUACGAGAAGAGGAAAAUGGAGGCGGGCCAGUUUGCUGCAGGCAUGAUCAAGAGCCUGCUGGAGAUACUGGGCGACUUGACACCAGUUCCGGCACUGGCGGGCCUCGGAUCAAUGGCCAUCUCCAUCUACAUCGACUCGUUUUUCCCCAGUCCGCCUGAGGAGAGCAUGAAGGACGCUCUGCGGAGCGUGUUUGCCGAGGAGAAGGCCUCCGAGGUCUGGGAUCAGAUCGACGAGUGCCUGAAGAGAUGCAUGAUGCACAUCCACAACGACUACGAACUGGCGACUGACAUCACACGGAUCGAGGUCCAGCUGAGCGCCGCCCCCACCAAGCUGAAGAACUCCAUGGUGAGGGACGGCCACAUGUCGUCUCAGGCUCUGAAGGCCUGGGUGAACGGGGCAGCCUUCCACAUCCAGAUGCUGAUUCACCUGGUGAGACUCGGAGGGACUCAGACCUGCGACCCUGUGGAGAGUCUCCUCUCUACUUACCUGAGAGACCUGAGGAUGCUGUUUCAAGAGCACAGGGAAAUGAUCAGGGCUAAGUGCCGUGAUCUCCGAGCCCCUUCUCGUCUGAUUGAUGAAGAGUCAAAUGUGUAUCGCAUAGCUCAUGCCAGCCAUGAUAAAUACUUUGAUGUUUAUUAUAAUCAGAGAUACAUGAGGCAGAUGUGUGACAUCGAGCGUUACUUCAGUGACGUAAAAGAGAACCUGCAGACGCUGGUUGAUCAGAGAGGAUACUUAAAGGUCGACUGAAAGAGGCCGAUACAUCUGAAGAGAUGCUCAGGCAUUUUCAUCUUCAUGAUCUUUUAUCUGAUGACACAUAGCUGAAGAAUUACACUGAUGCAGUGCAUUUAAUAAGUCAUCAUUAUAAAUACUUUGUUAUGAUGAUUUUACAUUUAUUAUUAUGUCGUUUCAUGGAAUUGUGCUGUGUGUUAUGACCUUACUCAGUUUCUGAGUUUAUAAAGAGGGGCGGCGGGGGCAUUUAGCUUCUUUAGAGUGAUAACUUUUC